GUUGUGCAGAAAGUUAGUCGGUUUGUCAGUUAGAACCGUGUUGUUAAGAUGUGUUCACCUGAUAUCUUGCAUCUGACGUUUAUUAACUGUGCACUUUCAUUGUUAUUCUUUCACCGGCCACGUCAUCUAAUUAACUAAGUGAGAAGAACGUGAUUCCUGAUAAAGUUGCAGAAAACAUUGUAACAAUGUUUAUACCUGGUACAGUAUUUAAUGUUAUAUCCAGAAGUGUUUCUACAUCAACAGUAUGUAAUCAAAUAAUAAAAUUGACAAGAUUAAGAGUUGUGGAUAAUAGUGAAAUUGGGAAAGCAGCUAUGAUGGAAGGGAAACCACCACGUUGUAUUCAUGUUUAUAACAAAACUGGAGUUGGCUAUAUAGGGGACAGAGUACUAGUUGCCAUAAAAGGUGAAAAGAAAAAAGGUAUAUUGGUUGGUUUGAAGCAGCGUCAAAAUCCCAAAGUUCCAAGAUUUGACAGCAAUAAUAUAGUUCUCAUUGAUGACAGUGGAACGCCUUUAGGCACAAGGAUUCAUGUACCAAUUCCUCAUAUUCUGAGAACAAUCAUGAGAAGGAAUACGCAUAGUAAAGGUGCAGAUUAUACAAAAUUACUAGCCAUUGCCACAAAAUUUGUAUAACAUAUACAAAUGCAAUGUAUACGCAUUUUAAAUUAUAAAUUGGGAUACUUAAGUUACAAAUUGCGUAUGCUUUUGUAUGUGCAUAUGUGUACAUGUAUGUGUAGAGGAAAAUAAAAUGUUGCAUUUGCGAUG
Molecule: messenger RNA, 761 nt
Organism: Frieseomelitta varia
Lineage: Eukaryota; Metazoa; Arthropoda; Insecta; Hymenoptera; Apidae
Gene: mRpL14
Product: 39S ribosomal protein L14, mitochondrial
Exons: 4
Coding region: 186-629 (147 amino acids)
Biological process (GO): translation
Cellular component (GO): ribosome; mitochondrion
Molecular function (GO): structural constituent of ribosome
Source: RefSeq, a predicted model, not a curated record